This is a messenger RNA of Oryza brachyantha (malo sina), 1177 nucleotides long. RefSeq lists its product as uncharacterized. The transcript is spliced from 8 exons. The record is from RefSeq and is a predicted model, not a curated record. Bases 117 to 956 code for a protein of 279 amino acids. Lineage: Eukaryota; Viridiplantae; Streptophyta; Magnoliopsida; Poales; Poaceae.
CUCGCCGAUCUGCCGCUCGUCGCUCACGCCGCCGCCGGCGCUCACGCGGUGAAAGGGGAUCGCUCGAUCGAUCGACCGGCCUUGAAGCAGGGUAGCUAGCUCCUCACUUGGCGGCCAUGGAGCAGAACAUUGCUUCAGCUGGGUGGAGGAAGAGGAGACCUGAGGAGGGCGAGCCGGAGUGGGAGACGAUGCACUUGGCGGCGGUUGAUGCGCUCCUUCUGCCGGAUCCUCGCCGCUACUGGGACGAUCCUUCUGCUGCUGCUGCCGCUGGUUUUCUUCCUCAAAGCAAGGCAAGAAACCAUCGCUCCCCUCCUACGAAUAUUGCUUUUACUGUGUUGUUUAUUUAUAUACUGAUAUUUUUUUCUUCAUUGCAGAUGGAGGACAUAUUUUAUCCAGCCCAUGAGCCUGACAUCCUACAGUUGUUACAUGGGCCUCGAGAUGAAAGAGACCUAAGCAAAUGUUUGGCAGGUGAAGCUUGUUCGCUCACUAUGAGAGACCACGUGACAGUCCAAGCAUCUCCAGACCCUAUACUAAAUCUUCUAGAUUUCAUACCUAAGGAUGGGAGAAGAUGUGGCAUGCGACGUGCUCGCAAGAGAAAGAUAUUUCCACUGAAAUCCCUUUGCUCUAAACCUGCUAGAGGAAAAAGACAUUGUCAAAGAAAAAAUAAUGCUCACUGGACAUUGAAUGAAGUGGCCAAGUUAGUAAAAGGCAUUUCAAAGUAUGGGGUUUCACGGUGGACUAAGCUGAAGAGGGACUACUUUCCGGAAUCUCUUCGAACGGCUGUUCAUUUGAAGGAUAAAUGGAGGAAUUUAUUGAAAGCUUGUGGGAUCAACAUCACCUCUAGAAAAAAGGGAAAGACACAAAAGACAAUGCUGCGGCCUCUGGAUACGCGGUUAAUUGAACAGAUCAAGCAGGUAGCAUCUAAACACCCUUACCCAAGGCCAAAGUACUCCUAAGAACCGUUACUAUUUGGGGUUCUAAGUGCUAGAAAAGAGUUAGCAACAGGUAGAAAAUUCAUUAUUUUUGGAAUACAAAGCAAAAGGUCAGUGCAUAGAGGGUGAUGAAUAGUAGAGUAGAUUUUAGUGCAGGACAAUCAAGAGGGGAGCCGUUUAUCCCCUCCCUAAUGUUUACAUUGUCAGCUUCGUUUGUAAUUUCGUAGUGAACUGUAAAUAUUUAC